Adineta ricciae is the source of this 1599-nucleotide messenger RNA. The record is from the annotation of a GenBank genome assembly. NCBI's taxonomy places the organism in Eukaryota, Metazoa, Rotifera, Eurotatoria, Adinetida, Adinetidae.
AUGUGUUCAUUAAGUAAUUCUAAUCCAUCAGCAGCACUUACUAAACAUAAGCACAAAGAAAUAGCACGAUAUUUAAAACGAAUUAAACAUCUACCACCAUCCCCAUUUUACUUGGCUUGCGAGAAUGGUGAUUUUGCUUACGUUGAGAAGCAACUAAAAAUGCUUUCAUCGGAUGAGCUCGAUCAAAUAGAAUCAACUGGUGAAACUUCGCUUCACAUCGCAACACGCAAUAAUCAACUUGAAAUUGUACGUCUAUUACUUGAAAAUGGCUGCAGUCGAAAUAUUUACAAUAGUUCCGGUAAAUUUCCUUAUCAAGAAGCUCGAACGAAUGAAAUGAAACAAUUAUAUGCACCGCCUAAUAUUUCUCAGUUCUUUGAAGAAAAUCCGAAAGUCUCCUAUGGUAUUUUCGUACCUUUACAGCAGAUUGGAAAAUUGGCACGACCAUACGCAACCAAUCCGAAUCAGAUUACAACAACAGGAGAUGCUAACCACAGUAAUGGCACCUCUGUCAGAGAUCAGGAAUUAAAAAGCGAACAGGAAGUUAUACAAUAUAUCACAAAUCGACAGGCAUUGGCCAUGUGGAUUAAAAUUUGUGCUUGGGUUUAUCAUAAAUGCGGUGGAGCGAUAAGAAGAGAUGAAGAAGAAGGAAAUGAUUUUGCACCAGAACUCUUUGAUCUAGAUAAUGACCGAGAUUUAGAAACUUUUUUAAAUUCUCUUGCUCCAAACGAAACUCAACCAAAUUUAAUUGUGAAACAAAGUAUUGAAAGAGAAGAAACACAAGUGUUAACCUGGAAACAACGUUUUAUGAACGUAUGCUGUUGCAAGAAUGUAAUAGCUCCUGCAUCACAGCCUUCUCAAUUGACUACCACCGAUUCUGUCCGCACUGCUCAACCAAAUCGUGAUCAUUUAAAACAUUCUUCUUUACAGAGCAUUCACGGACAAUUAGCAUGUAGUAAUAAUCCCAGAGACUUUAUUCGGGCAUCGAAGGAUUUUAACACAGUCGUUCCUCUAAUUUACUUAUAUACAAAGCAAGAACUACGAUUCUAUGCUGAGUUAAAUAAGAAUCUAGCUACCAUAGACAAUAAUCCAAAUCGAGCUGCAUCCAUAUGCGAUCGUUUCGUUCGAGAAUUUGAUUUAAGAGAAGCUGAACUUUCAAAAUUUGGCUUCAUUGGUGUAACAUAUCGAGGUACGACUAUGUCUGAAAGUGAUUUUGAACAUUACCGUCAAGCAAGUGAACAAAAUCCAAAAUGGACGAUUGUACCUCGAGCUUUUCAAUCUACAACAGUUAAACGUUCAAAAGCGAUGGAAUUUAUUGAUUUGAAGAGAACAAAAGGAAAACAUGUUGGAUUGUUAGUCUAUCAUAUUCCUGUUGCUUGUUCUACUAUAUUUUCAGUUAAAGAAAUUUCUCGAUAUCCUCAAGAAGAAGAAGUAUUGAUUAUGCCCGGUAAUCUAUUUACAAUAAUGAAGGUUACACAAUGUGUGGAUAAUCCAGAUCUACCUGAAGUCCAUUUAGAACAUGUAAAACGAGAUAUUUCAUUUUUUAAGAAAGUUCGAACAAUCUUUCGAGCAGCCACAACAACAGCUUCUGGAAUCGAUUAA